Tripterygium wilfordii is the source of this 1214-nucleotide messenger RNA. RefSeq lists its product as uncharacterized. The transcript is spliced from 3 exons. The record is from RefSeq and is a predicted model, not a curated record. The coding region runs from base 164 to 940 and encodes 258 amino acids. Lineage: Eukaryota; Viridiplantae; Streptophyta; Magnoliopsida; Celastrales; Celastraceae.
GACCGUGGGCCGCUCUGUGUUUCCUGGAGAGUCGUCAAUCAGGACCAGUAGACACGGUGAUUCUCGUGUUCUUCCUUCGUUGCCAAGAUAUUAAAUUCGAUUCUCUCUGUAAACCAGUAUACCAAAUUGGGAUUAGGGUUCUUCGUCUUGAAAGUUCUUAACCAUGGAUUUCCAAAAGAAGAGGGUUCAAUUUAUUCUCUUCAUUGCUGGCAUCAUCGCUCUAAGUUUUACAGCCGAAAAAUGUAGAGAACUGGUUGGGGAAGAGGCUUCUUCUCAAAGUGGUAAAUUUACGAUCUUCAACUGUUUCGACAUGGGUUCUGGCACACUCGCAUGUGCUGUGAAGGAGGGAGUGAAGCUGUAUGUCUACAACAUUAGAGCUGCUCACGUCGAGAAAGCAAGGCUUGUUGCAAUUGAGGCUUCAUUGGUUGAUGGAUUGUCACAGGGAAUGACUGCUAAAGAUGCAGCCAAACAGGCACAAAUUGAAGGGAAAAAGGCCGCGAAAUUGGCUACUCGGAAAGCUAAACGGAUUAUUGGUCCCAUAAUAUCUUCUGGAUGGGACUUCUUUGAAGCUAUGUACUAUGGUGGGACAGUGACUGAGGGGUUCCUCAGAGGCACUGGAACCUUGUUUGGUGCCUAUUCUGGUGGGUUCCUUGGAGAGCAAAGGCUUGGGAGGUUUGGUUAUCUUGUUGGAAGUGAGCUUGGCAGUUGGGUUGGAGGUCGAAUAGGGCUAAUGGUGUAUGACGUAGUCAAUGGAGUUCAUUAUUUGCUUCAGUUUGUUCAAGCAAUCGAUGGAGAAGUGCAUGAAACUCCGGUUUAUGAAAAAUCUGAAGCUUCUGAGGACUCCUACACUUAUGAAUCUCCCUCCUAUGAGAGCUCUGAAUCCUAUGAGACUUCGGAGUUCAGAAAGCUGCUACUCGGGGGAAGACCUGAAUUCAACUGAACCAUGUCCAGGGGCCCCAUCUUGCACUGCAUCAAUAUUUAGGAGCUUCGAGCUUCACUGCCAUGCAUGCUGUGCUAUUGAGCCAUCUUACUCAUUUGGGCAUAUUUAGCUGAACUUGAACAUUUGUUAUAUGGUCAGGGCCAGGCUGCUAGCUCUCAUGUUAUUGAACUACUACAGUGUAAGAUCAAGUGUGAGGAGGCCUGGUGAUGAAAUUAAUAGAAACCAAGAACCCCCUGCGUGUAUAUGUACAGUGCAGUAUUCAAACAUUGAUAAC